Erpetoichthys calabaricus (reedfish) is the source of this 1126-nucleotide messenger RNA. Its product is annotated as zinc finger protein 664-like. Lineage: Eukaryota; Metazoa; Chordata; Cladistia; Polypteriformes; Polypteridae. The record is from RefSeq and is a predicted model, not a curated record. Gene Ontology annotation, molecular function: RNA polymerase II cis-regulatory region sequence-specific DNA binding; DNA-binding transcription factor activity, RNA polymerase II-specific. Gene Ontology annotation, biological process: regulation of transcription by RNA polymerase II. The transcript is spliced from 3 exons. The annotation marks the transcript as partial.
AUGUAUCCAGCUGGCCAAAAGAGUUUACAGAAAGAAUGUCAACGUGAAGAGGAUGUCUCUGAAAAGAGGAACAAAAGAAAGGGUAGGACUAACAUUCAGAGACCCCGCAAAAUUAUAAACCGUAUGAAGGUGAAAGACUGUAAUCCUCAAUAUAUGGGCCCAGAUGAAGUCUUAAACAGAUUGGGCUCCAGUUUGGGCAGACGCUGCUACUUGAAGGACAGUAAAGCCCACAAGCCGUCAGAAUCCUUGAAGACUAACACAGUGAGGCCCGAGAAGAAAUUGUGUCCAAAUCAAACUGGAGAAGAUUUUCAAGAGAAUGACAACUUCUCCACUCUUCAGGGUCGUACACAAAUUAAACAACCUGAUAAGAAUAGGAAGAAACUGGCAUCUGCAACAAAGACCUUGGUAACGGCAUCUCAGCACCCUAGAUUUCAGCCCAUUGUGAAGCUAACAAGGAUCGAUGCCAUCAAAUCUCAAGGAGUGUACAAUCUAAAUCCAAUCCGCCAACAGUGUGUGAGAACAUUUAAAUACAAAUUGAAUUCUAAGGAUAAUGGAGGGAUUCAUGGGAGUAAGAAGCCAUAUCACUGUCCUGAAGGUGGGAAACAAUUCUCAGAUAGUCAUAUGCCUAAGAAACGUAGAGAAGAUAAUACAGGGAAGGAGCCACACCACCGUUCUGAAUGUGUUAAGAACUCCUCAAAACCCUGCCAUACCACAACUCCCAUUGUAGAGAAACCAUAUUUGUCUAAACGUGGCAAACGAUUCUCACAAGUGAGCCACCGUCAGACACACAUGAUUGGUCAUGGAGGACAGGGUUUAUGUCGUUGUCCAACAUGUGAAUCAAGCAAUCUUCAGAAACACAUGAGAGUGCACACAGGAGAACAGCCAUUUUUGUGUUCUGAAUGUGGCAAACGGUUCUCACAAGCAGGCCAUCUUCAGACACACAUGAGAGUGCACACAGGAGAACAGCCAUUUUCCUGUUCUGAAUGUGGCAAACGGUUCAAACAAACAAGCCAUCUUCAGCAACACAUGAGAUUGCACACAGGAGAACAGCCAUUUUCCUGUUUUGAAUGUGGCAAACGAUUUACAGGUAGCAAUAAUCAUCUGAGGCAUUUAAGAGUUCACACUG